Microsporum canis CBS 113480 is the source of this 1110-nucleotide messenger RNA. RefSeq names its product mating-type alpha-pheromone receptor PreB. Gene Ontology annotation, molecular function: pheromone binding; mating-type factor pheromone receptor activity. Lineage: Eukaryota; Fungi; Ascomycota; Eurotiomycetes; Onygenales; Arthrodermataceae. The record is from RefSeq and is a predicted model, not a curated record. The transcript has 2 exons. The coding region runs from base 1 to 1110 and encodes 369 amino acids. Gene Ontology annotation, cellular component: G protein-coupled receptor homodimeric complex; membrane. Gene Ontology annotation, biological process: G protein-coupled receptor signaling pathway.
AUGGCGCCGCACUUUGACCCGUUCCAGCAGAGCGUAACCUUCGUCCGCGGUGAUGGCAGCACAUUCCCCAUUUCCAUGGCGGAAUUCAACAAGUUCAUUCUGUACGCCGUGAGAACUUCUAUUGCAGCUGCUUCCCAGCUGGGAGCUUCGGUUGUGAUGGCAGUUCUCCUCGCCUUGCUUACAUCCCCAGAGAAGCGACGAUCGCUCGUUUUCUGUCUGAACGUCACGACCCUACUGGUGAACGUUUGCCGAACAUUGUCCUCUGCUGUAUUCUUCACCAGUGCCUGGGUGGAAGUUUACACCUACUUUUCCGGCGACUACUCUCGAAUCACAGCUGGUGCUUACGCCAAUUCUGUCAUGGGAACUAUAGCCACUGGCCUCAUGGUUAUCUUGAUUGAAUUAUCCCUCCUUGUUCAAACUCAAGUUCUGUGUUCCACCCUCCGUGACUUAUAUCGACAUGCUCUCCUCGCGUGGUCAUGCGUAGUGGCCGCAGUUCCAAUUGCCUUUCGAAUUGCCUUCAUGGUUGAAAAUAUCAAGGCUAUAAUGACCCAGUCCUCGUUGGGGAAGAACGUCUGGAUACAAAGCUCAUCAAACAUUAGCAUCAGUGUCAGCAUUUGCUACUUCAGUUUGAUAUUCAUGGCCAAGCUUGGAUAUGCAAUCUAUACCAGAAGAUUGUUGGGAAUAAAGGGGUUCGGAGUCAUGCAAGUUAUUUUCAUCAUGGCUUGCCAGACUAUGAUACUUCCAGCCAUAAUGUCGAUACUUCAGUACUUUAUUCCCGAGUUCGAGAUCAACACGAACAUACUCACCCUCCUUGCACUAUCUCUGCCACUCACAACCAUCUGGUCCGCCGCUGCCGUUCGCCAUGGACAUAACCACAAGCACGGUUCCGGUCGCCACUUCUGGGGAGGCAGCUCAGAAAAAUCACUGUUCGACCGAAACAAGAUUUCAGGAGGCAGCUUCUCUCACCCAACCUCAACAAUUGUUGGGUCGAUGCAAGGCCCUGAGAAAGUCAAGUCCGCUGACCAUUUCGAUCGUCUGUACCCCGAGCUACAUGAUACGGACAACAUCGCUGUAGAGCGUAACUUUAGUGUUACCAGCAAUAGAGUAUGA